This is a messenger RNA of Trichoderma virens Gv29-8, 795 nucleotides long. RefSeq lists its product as uncharacterized. Gene Ontology annotation, cellular component: proteasome core complex. The record is from RefSeq and is a predicted model, not a curated record. The coding region runs from base 1 to 795 and encodes 264 amino acids. The transcript is spliced from 2 exons. Lineage: Eukaryota; Fungi; Ascomycota; Sordariomycetes; Hypocreales; Hypocreaceae.
AUGGCCGCAAUGUUCAGCCAAAACCCGCUCAUGAACGGGCCCAACUAUUCCUUCUCAGAUGCCCCCAAGACGGCUCAUGGAGAGCCUCGAGAGCACCGCUUCAAUCCCUACUCCGACAAUGGCGGCUCUACCCUUGCCAUCUCCGGCGCCGACUUUACCAUCAUGGCCGGCGAUACCCGUCACACCAGCGGCUACAGCAUCAACUCCCGGAUGGCCCCCAAGGUCUUCAAGAUUGGCGGCACCACUGCUACCCAAGAAGAUGCUACCAUAGUUCUGUCAGUCUGUGGAUUCGCCGCCGAUGGCGAGGCUCUGCGUGAUCGCCUGGACACCGUCUGCAAGAUUUACCGCUACCGACAUGGCAAGCCAAUGACGCUCAACGCAUGUGCCAAGCGCCUGUCUACCAUUCUCUACCAGAAGCGAUUCUUCCCAUACUACACACAUGCCAUGCUUGGCGGCCUUGACGAGGAGGGCAAGGGUGCGGUAUACUCCUACGACCCGGUUGGAAGCUACGAGAGAGAACAAUGCCGAGCUGGAGGUGCUGCGGGCAGCUUGAUCAUGCCGUUCCUGGACAACCAGGUCAACUUCAAGAACCAGUACAUCCCCGGAAGUGGAGAGGGCCAUGCCUUGAAGGAGAGGGAGCGCCACCCCUUGACACGGCCACAGGUUGAGACUCUUGUCAAGGACGCCUUUGACGGUGCUGUGGAGCGUCACAUUGAGGUUGGUGACUCUCUGCAGAUGCUGAUUAUCACAAAGGAGGGAAUUGAAGAGGUUUUCCUGCCUCUAAAGAAGGACUAG